AUGUCUGGCCUCCCACAGCUUGCUGAACUGAAGCAAGAGUGUGAAACCAGGGGUCUGGAUGUGAAGGGCAACAAAGUGGAACUGAUCACACGACUACAGGCUUAUCUGGAGGAACAUGGUGAGCAUGCAAUAAUGGAUGGACUAAAUACAAAUGGGGUCAGGUUCCCAUACUCUGAUAAAGCCUGGUGCAGUUUCCAAUCAAAUGAAAUGUUAUUGGUCUCAUACACAUAUUUACAUUUUAGCCAUUUAGCAGACGCUUUUAUCCAGAGCGACUUAACAGUUAGUGAGUGCAUACAUUUUUCAUACUGAUGGUGGGGUUGUGUUCCUUACUGAGCGCCAGUAUGCCCUGCCCUUCAUUUCCUGUUCCAUCUGACAGAGAACUGCCCUGCUGUCUCCCAGGUAUAGCAGAUGUUAUUGCGGAUGUAGCGGAAUGAUUGUGUUCCUAGCUCCAACAGUGCAGUAAUAUCUAACAAUAAUACACACAAUUCUAAAAGUAAAAGAGUGAAAUUAAGAAAUAUAGAAAUAUUAGGACAAACAAUGUUUGAGUCGAGGGUGUGUGUGAUGGGAUGUAUAGAAAUUAUGGAUAGAAUAUGUAGUAUAUCUGAAGAAUACGUGGAUAGAAUAGUAUAUGUACAGCAAUAGUUGAAUAGCAUGGCCUUGACUAGAAUACAGUAUAUACAUUUGAAAUGGGUAAAAAGUAUGAAAAUGUAUGCACUCACUAACUGCAAGUCGCUCUGGAUAAGAGCGUCUGCUAAAUGACUAAAAUGUAAAACAGUAUUUAACAUUUAUUAAAAAGUGACCUGUGUUCCAUGUCUAUGUACAUAGGGCAUCAGCCUCUAAGGUGCAGGGAUGAGUAACCGGAUGGUAGCCGGCUAGUGACAGUGACUAAGUUCAGGGCAGGAUACUGGGUGGAGGCCGGCUAGUGAUGGCUAUUUAACAGUCUGAUGGUCUUGAGAUAGAAGCUGUUUUUCAGUCUCUCGGUCCCAGCUAUGAUGCACCUGUACGGACCUCUCCUUCUGGAUGAUAGCAGGGUGAACAGGCCGUGGCACGGGUGGCUGAGGUCCUUGAUGAUCUUCUUGGCCUUCCUGUGACACUGGGUGCUGUAGAUAUCCCGAAGGGCAGGCAGUGUGAUGUGUUGGGGUGACCGCACCACCCCCUGGAGAGCCCUGCGGUUGCGGACAGUGCAGUUGCCGUACCAGGCGGUGAUACAGCCCGACAAGAUGCUCUCAAUGGUGCAUCUGUAAAAAUGUGAGGGUCUUAGGGGCCAAGCUGAAUUUCUUCAACCUCCUGAGAGACGCUGUUGCGCCUUCUUCACCACACCGUCUGUGUGGGUGGACCAUUUCAGAUUGUCAGUGAUGUGUAUGCUGAGUAACUUGAAGCUUUUCACCUACUCCACUGCGGCCCCAUCGAUGUGGAUGGGGGCAUGCUCCCUCUGCUCUCUCCUGAAGAUGAGGGAGAGGUUAUUUUCCAGGCACCACUCCGCCAGGGCCCUCACCUCCUUCCUGUAGGCUGUCUCGUCAUUGUUAGUAAUCACUGUUAUCAUCUGCAAACUUGAUAUUAUUAUGAUUGAGUUGGCCUAUGGAGUGGAAAGUGUAACUUGCUGAAUUCCAAAUUGACUUCUAUUAGCCCCUACCCCUUGACACCCAUUUAUAUUUAAAAGGUGUGAGCAAUAUGGCAAAUUCCACCAAGCCUAUGAAAUGGUAAGGUGAAUCAUAAGUCUAUGAUUUUUUUCCUAAACAGAGGAUGACAUGGGCCUAAAUGAAGAUGACGUUCUGGGAGAAGAGCCAGAGGUAAGCCUGGUUUUAAACCAUUAUGGCACCAAUGGCACUUCAUGUAUGGAUUAGAUGGGUUCCACCAUGUCCAGUAUGAUUUUGAUCAUACAGUAUAAAGUCACUUUGUACAUACUGCAAUUGCUUUGGUGAAAAUGUAAAAUCAUAGGUGCAUUUCUUGAUUAUGCUUUAUGCAUUUGAACAUGUAGGACCUCACGAAAGAGGAUGUUGUCACUGAGGUUAAUGACAAGAAACCCGUAACAGUGUCUGAGGAGUAAGUUUUUCCUUUUAUGCAAACAAACAUUGAAGAGUGACAUUUUCUCUCCAUUUUCCUGAUGAUCUGAUGUCCCUAUUGAAAUAUGUUAAUCCAAUGCGAUUUUAAUGUGUUUCAGGACGGCUGAAAAGAAAGUGGUAAAGAUCACACCCCCGGCGUCUGUGGAUGAGGUAAUACAAUGCUUGCUGCACUCUCGCCAGUCAUGACAGGUCUUCAAUGCAAUGGUGGUGUGCUAACCUUAUAAUUAACAUUUUUUAUCCUGUAUUCCCAGAGGGUACAGAAAAGAGCAGAACGCUUCAAUGUCCCUGCGUCAGCUGAUGGCAAGAAGGCCAUACGUGCUGCCCGGUCAGUAUCCCACAAGUAUCCAACCAUUCUUCAAAAUUGUAGAAGACAUAUUCCCCACACUAUUGAUUGGGCAUAUCUAUGAAACUAUAUUGACAUUUAUUAAAUAUAUGUCUUGUGUUCAGGUUUGGUUUGCCCGCUGCUGCACCGCCAACUUCCACCCCAGGUCAGUGUCAAUCUUCCAGUCAUUUUCACAGGUCUUGUGUGGUUUUAAUAUUAUUUUUUCCAAGAACCAUAACCUGCAGUCAGUUUAUAAACAAGGGUUGAACAACAUCAUUGUCACAAGUAAUGUUUUCUCCUGUAUUUGCUCUCUGGUUUUAAUCAGUGUUUCUCUUUUCUUUCUAUCAUAGGUGUUACUGUGAAUAAAUCCACUGUGAGUAAUCCAAAUAUCUGUGAUAAGCAGUGACCUCCCCUCAUUUAAUUAAUGUAACCAUAAGUGACCCAGAAUAUUUAAUGAAACGUCUAUCUCCCUCUGUUGUGUGUAGCUGGUCAGCGUUGAACAGCUAAAAAAGCGAGCAGAGCGAUUUGGCGGGAACGUUUCUUCAGUUUCCAAGAAGGUGAGCGCCUAGGGAUAGGGCAGCUUCUAUCCUCCCUGGACAGUUUAUUAGGUACACCCAUCUAGUACCGGCUCGGACCCCCCUUUGCCUCCAGAACAGCCUGAAUUAUUCAGGGCAAUCUACAAGGUGUCAGAAACGUUCCACAUGGAUGUUGGUCCAUGCUGACGCGAUGGCAUCACGCAGUUGCUGCAGAUUGGAAGGCGGUACUGCCGCUGCAUGAACAGCCCGUUCCAUCUCAUCCCAAAGAUGUUCUAUUGGGUUGAGGUCUGGGUGACUGUGCAGGCCACUCAAGUAAACUGAACUCGCUGUCAUGUUCCAGGCAAUGUUUUUCCACUCCUCAAUUGUCCAGUGUUGGUGAUCGUGUUGCCACUGGAGCCGCUUCUUGGUUUUAGCUGAUAGGAGUGAAACCCGGUGUGGUCGUCUGCUGCAAUAGCCCAUCUGUGACAAGGAUUGAUGAGUUGUGCGUUCCGAAAUGCCGUUCUGCACACCACUGCGCUGUUAUUUGCCUGUUUGUGGCCCGCCUGUUAGCUUGCACCAUUCUUGCCAUCUCCUUCGACCUCAUCAACAAGCUGUUUUCACCCACAGGACUGCUGCUGACCAGAUGUUUUUUGUUUGUCGCACCAUUCUUGGUAAACCCUAGAUGCUGUCAUGCGUGAAAAGCCCAGGAGUGCGGCAGUUUUUGAGAUACUGAAUCCGGCGCGCUUGGCACUGUCAAUUUAUACCACACUCAAAGUCGCUUAGGUCACUCGUUUUGCCCAGUCUAACGUUCAAUCGAACAGUAACUGAAUGCCUCUGCCUGCUUUAUAUAACAAGCCACGGCCACGUGACUCACUGUCUGUAGGGGCGAUCCAUUUUCGUGAACGGGGUGGUGUACCUAAUGACCUGUAUGGUGUGUGUAUUAGACUACAGGGCAUCCUGAAAUAAAUGCUCAAUUGAAACCUUGUGAUUAUACACUGCUCAAAAAAUAAAUAAAGGGAACACUAAAAUAACACAUCCUAGAUAUGAAUGAAAUAAUCUUAUUAAAUACUUUUUUCUUUACAUAGUUGAAUGUGCUGACAACAAAAUCACACAAAAAUUAUCAAUGGAAAUCAAAUGUAUCAACCCAUGGAGGUCUGGAUUUGGAGUCACCCUCAAAAUUAAAGUGGAAAACCACACUACAGCCUGAUCCAACUUUGAUGUAAUUUCCUUAAAACAAGUCAAAAUGAGGCUCAGUAGUGUGUGUGGCCUCCACGUGCCUGUAUGACCUCCCUACAACGCCUGGGCAUGCUCCUGAUGAGGUGGUGGAUGGUCUCCUGAGGGAUCUCCUCCCAGACCUGGACUAAAGCAUCCGCCAACUCCUGGACAGUCUGUGGUGCAACGUGGCGUUGGUGGAUGGAGCGAGACAUGAUGUCCCAGAUGUGCUCAAUUGGAUUCAGGUCUGGGGAACGGGCGGGCCAGUCCAUAGCAUCAAUGCCUUCCUCUUGCAGGAACUGCUGACACACUCCAGCCACAUGAGGUCUAGCAUUGUCUUGCAUUAGGAGGAACCCAGGGCCAACCGCACCAGCAUAUGGUCACACAAGGGGUCUGAGGAUCUCAUCUUGGUACCUAAUGGCAGUCAGGCUACCUCUGGCGAGCACAUGGAGGGCUGUGCGGCCCCCCAAAGAAAUGCCACCCCACACCAUGACUGACCCACCGCCAAACCGGUCAUGCUGGAGGAUGUUGCAGGCAGCAGAACGUUCUCCACGGCGUCUCCAGACUCUGUCACAUGUGCUCAGUGUGAACCUGCUUUCAUCUGUGAAGAGCACAGGGCGCCAGUGGCGAAUUUGCCAAUCUUGGUGUUCUCUGGCAAAUGCCAAACGUCCUGCACGGUGUUGGGCUGUAAGCACAACCCCCACCUGUGGACGUCGAGCCCUCAUACCACCCUCAUGGAGUCUGUUUCUGACCGUUUGAGCAGACACAUGCACAUUUGUGGCCUGCUGGAGGUCAUUUUGCAGGGCUCUGGCAGUGCUCCUCCUGCUCCUCCUUGCACAAAGGCGGAGGUAGCAGUCCUGCUGCUGGGUUGUUGCUCUCCUACGGCCUCCUCCACGUCUCCUGAUGUACUGGCCUGUCUCCUGGUAGCGCCUCCAUGCUCUGGACACUACGCUGACAGACACAGCAAACCUUCUUGCCACAGCUCGCAUUGAUGUGCCAUCCUGGAUGAGCUGCACUACCUGAGCCACUUGUGUGGGUUGUAGACUCCGUCUCAUGCUACCACUAGAGUGAAAGCACCGCCAGCAUUCAAAAGUGACCAAAACAUCAGCCAGGAAGCAUAGGAACUGAGAAGUGGUCUGUGGUCACCACCUGCAAAACCAGUCCUUUAUUGGGGGUGUCUUUCUAAUUGCCUAUAAUUUCCACCUGUUGUCUAUUCCAUUUGCACAACAGCAUGUGAAAUGUAUUGUCAAUCAGUGUUGCUUCCUACGUGGACAGUUUGAUUUCACAGAAGAGUGAUUGACUUGGAGUUACAUUGUGUUGUUUAAGUGUUCCCUUUAUUUUUUUGAGCAGUGUACUUCAGCAUUUCUGAUUUAAGCCACCUCCAUGUUACAUAUUUAAGACCAUAUGUGUGUUACAGGUUGAGGAAGAUGAAAAGCUGAAGAAGCGGAAAGAAAGAUUUGGGAUCCUCGCUGCUGUCAUACCUGAUGUCGAGGUAUGUUUUCAGAUUCUAUGUAUCGAAUCGAUACAGGUAUAUUAUACAAUUUCUUUCAUACUUAAUACCGUAAAGAUGUAAACAAAUAUGUUUUCCGACAGGCAAAGAAACGGAGGCGUUCUGAACGAUUUGGAAAUGUGACUGUGUAAAUUGUGGUAUUUACAAUGAUGUUUUAUGCUUUUUUAUUUUGUUGCAAACAGAACUGAAAAUGUACUGUGUAUAUAUAGCUUGUUGUCAAUUAUCAGUUGCAUUACUCUUUGUCAUUAAAGUCAUUUUCAAUUAUU
Molecule: messenger RNA, 5888 nt
Organism: Coregonus sp. 'balchen'
Lineage: Eukaryota; Metazoa; Chordata; Actinopteri; Salmoniformes; Salmonidae
Source: the annotation of a GenBank genome assembly